Messenger RNA from Dinoponera quadriceps, 564 nucleotides. Its product is annotated as keratin-associated protein 6-2-like. NCBI's taxonomy places the organism in Eukaryota, Metazoa, Arthropoda, Insecta, Hymenoptera, Formicidae. The coding region runs from base 51 to 557 and encodes 168 amino acids. The transcript is spliced from 3 exons. The record is from RefSeq and is a predicted model, not a curated record.
ACCAGUUUCAGUAGUGAUCCCUGCACCGCCGCAUCAUCAUCGUCGCCAUCAUGAACGCUCUGUUCCUGCUGACUGUCCUUUGCCUGGCAUUGCCCAUUUACGGCGAGGAGACGCAGGUGACAAAGAAGCAGGACAAACGAGGCGUCCUGGGUCUGGGAUACGGUGCACUCGGACAUGGAGGAAUAGGGUUUCAAGGCAACCUGGCUGGCGUAGGAACGGGUUACGGAGGAUACGGACACGGUUACCUGGGCAAUGCCGCGACCUAUUCCGCGGGUCAUGGUGCCGCCGUCGCCGCCGCGCCUGCUUAUUCCCACACUUACAGCGCGCCAGUGGCCUCCCAUGGCUAUAGCGCACCUUCGUACACGUCUUAUCGUGUUGGUUACGCGGCUACCUUAGGACACGGCGCGGGUGCAGGACUCGGUGCGGCAGCCGGCGCGGGACACGGUGCGGGAGUCGCGUACGGCGCGGCGUACGGCGCGGGACACGGCGCGGGACUCGGAGCUGGUUUCGGCGGUGGUUACGGCCACGCCGGUGGUGGUUACGGCCACGGCUUGUGAAAAGAAA